This is a messenger RNA of Striga asiatica, 975 nucleotides long. NCBI's taxonomy places the organism in Eukaryota, Viridiplantae, Streptophyta, Magnoliopsida, Lamiales, Orobanchaceae. The record is from the annotation of a GenBank genome assembly.
AUGCUGCCAAGAUAUCAGUAUCUUUGGUCUCGUAUUCUUCGACGAAAGUCGUAUGUACGGGUUGGAGGGAGAUCUUUCAUAUCUUUCGAGAUCCACCCCCGAAUAUGGGUGAAGUCAAACAAGUCUCUUCAGGGACUGUGGCAAACAAGAGGGUUUGACACAGCUCAUAUUGCAGGUAGAUUAUACUAUCGUGCUGCAAUCAAGUUUCGUGGGGUUGGUGUUGAUAUCAGUUUCACGAUCAGUGAUUAUGAAGAGGAUAUGAUACAUAUGAAUAACCUAACAAAUGAAGAGCAUGUUCACAUUUUUCGCCGUCAAAGCAAAGGCUUCCCUCGAGCUCGAAGUACAGAGAUGGUGCACUGCAUAAAUGUUGUCGAUCGGAAGCAAAAUGGUGCGACUAAUAGAACACUAAUUUUACCCUCUGAUAUCAAUUUCGGCCCCUUACAACUGGCCGGAUGGUGCUUUCCGAGGCUGUUGCUUUUCGUGAGUUGUACCGCGGGGGUGUAUUUAGGGGGUCUGGCUUCGAGGUUGCUGGCACUCGGCGUUCUACUUUCUCGGUUUCUGUGGUUAAAGGGUCCCGAUUAUGUUUUUUACUCACUUAUGUUCAUUGCGGUGGAUAAAUGGGUAACGAUAGAUGUAAUGAUCAACAAUGCAGGCAAUGCAGUUGCCAGAGUAAUGAUGAAGAAGAAAAAGACUAAUCCUUGGCUGUCUGAGCAAGGCCCUUCUUCUUCCCACACAAACUCACAACACAUGUACAUUGUCAAGGAAUAUGGGAAAAUGGAUCCUCAAGUGACAAAUAGAAAAGCUAAUCUCCCACACAAGCUAAUCUCCGUACAUUCCCCACUACUUGCUCGAUCAAAAUGGACAACUCAAGCUCGAGGUCUAAUCUUGAUCUGCCUCGAUUUUGCUGUGAUCAACGCGUUCCGAUUGAAGCACCAUGCCUCGGCAUCGGCUUUCCCUAGGGCUCCGGAGCCCUAG